Messenger RNA from Xyrauchen texanus (razorback sucker), 1786 nucleotides. RefSeq names its product G-protein coupled receptor 135-like. The coding region runs from base 171 to 1529 and encodes 452 amino acids. Lineage: Eukaryota; Metazoa; Chordata; Actinopteri; Cypriniformes; Catostomidae. The record is from RefSeq and is a predicted model, not a curated record. Gene Ontology annotation, cellular component: membrane. The transcript has a single exon. Gene Ontology annotation, molecular function: G protein-coupled receptor activity. Gene Ontology annotation, biological process: G protein-coupled receptor signaling pathway.
UGGGACAUUAGUUACCUAAAACAUAUUGUUUUGCAUCAAAGGACGACACACAGAUCAUGAGACGGGACUGCAUUGUUCUGCAAACUCAUUUUUACAGUGAUACUGUUACGGGAGAUACAGACAAGGGAUGAAUUCUCUCCUACCCCGUGGAUGCGCCCUAAUCGUGUCCAAUGGAUCUCCCCGGCAUUGGCAAUACGACCACAGACAAUAUGUCUGGAUCGGGCUUCAUUUUGGAGAUAGUCACCAUCAAACCUGUUCUAAACAGUCUGACCACUCAGGCCAGCGCUGGAAGCAACCACACAGCUGGGGGCGAGAUGCACCGCAACAUCCCAGUGAGGAGUUUGGAGGGGAACUCGGUUCUCCAGGGGAUCGCGGUGGCCGCGCAAGCACUGCUGCUCUUGGCAAUAUUCUUGCUGUCCAGUCUGGGUAAUUCAGCCGUUGUUGUGGUCAUAAUCAAACACAGACAGCUGAGAACAGUGACCAAUGCAUUCAUUAUGUCCCUCUCCCUUUCUGACUUCCUGACGGCCAUUCUUUGUUUACCCUUCUCCUUCAUGAUGCUCUUCAGCAAGAAUGGCAGGUGGAUGUUUGGUGAGCGCUUCUGUAUCGCCAACGGCUUUUUCAACACCUGCUUCGGCAUCAUCUCCACCCUGACCAUGACUCUCAUCUCAUUUGAUCGAUAUUAUGCCAUUGUCAGACAGCCACAGGCCAAAAUCGGUAGGAGGAGAGCGAUUCAGCUCCUGGUGGCCGUUUGGUUAUCUGCUAUGGUCUUCUCCUUCCCGUGGUACCUGCUUGUGCAGACCUCAGGGCGCAUGGUGGUGCACAAACAGGGCUUUUACCAUUGCAUGUACGUGUUCCAUUCGGGCAACUCCAGGAUGGGCACUGCCUACAGCGUAGCUUUAAUAGUGGUGUGUUACCUCCUCCCAUUCGCCCUCAUGUGCUUCUGCCACUACAACAUCUGUAAAACUGUCCGGCUGUCGGAGAUCAGGGUGCGGCCGGUGACCACUUACGCGCACCUGUUGCGCUUCUACAGUGAGAUGCGCACCGCAACCACCGUGCUCAUCAUGAUCGUGUUCAGCAUCUUCUGCUGGGGGCCCUAUUGUCUGAUGGGCAUCAUCACAGCCCUGGGGAAUUACUCUUUUAAUCCUGCUAUGGACACUGUGGCUAUUUGGAUGGCAUGGGCCAAUGGUGCCAUUAAUCCUUUGAUUUACGCUAUUAGGAACCCGAAUAUAUCCAUGCUGUUGGGCCGGAGCAGGGAGGAGGGCUAUAGGACUAGAAACAUCGCUGCGUACCUGUCCACGCAGACGCAGCGCAGGGACGCAGUCCGGACGCGGGCGGACCGAACACGGGAUCGGUACGUGAGCCGGCACGGCGCGAACAGCCGCCUGUCUUCCUCCAGCCCGGCCAACGGGGGUGAAUUGGCUAUGUGGGCCUGUAAGAACCCGGCAGUUUUUUUCUGUAGAGAUGCCCAUCCUGAUACAAUAACUGAAACCGCGGUGCCCAAGGUUGAGACGGCUGACACCAGUUUGUAAUUGUGGUGUCCAGUCUGCCAUUAUGUACUUUCAAAUGCAUCAUUAAAUAAAUAAUUAAAUUUCCUGGCAAUUUUGUUUAUUUGAAUGUACAUUAACAGACAUUAUUUGGGUGCAUGGUGGCCCUAAAAAGCAAAAUUGUAUUAAAAGAAUAUUCUGGGUUCAAUACAAGUUAAGCUCAGUCGACAGCAUUUGUGGCAUAAUGUUGAUUACCACAAACAUUUAUUUUGACUUGCCCAUCCUUUUCUUUAAAAAAACAA